ACUGUAGCGGUAGUUGUUGUAGCGGACUGAAGGUGACCCAGAGGUAAACUUAGCUCUGUGAUAGUGCUCUGAAAAGUAACGCUCUACACCAAGCUGUGCCGACGUCCUUGUUAUUUGCAAAAAUGAAUAUCAAGAUCUCACAGGCUGCCCUGGCUACGGCCUUUUUAUUAUCAGUCCUGAUCAAGGAAGGACUGUCAAUCAAUUGCUACCAGUGCAAUUCAUAUGAGGACAAAAGGUGCAACAAUCCAGAGGGUAUUGCCGAGUUUCAAGUCACAUGCUCAUCAAAUGAGACAAUGUGCAGAAAAAUUGAACAAGAAAUUAACAUCGGGGGUGAUGACGUGACAAGAACUCACCGUCAGUGUGCCACACGUGGAUCUCCAGGGGAAGACUGUCUGGAGCGUACUGGCACCUACAGGUUCAAAUCAUGGUACUGCGAGUGCAAUAACAAGGACUACUGCAAUAGCGCCAGCACCAUGUCCCAGUCCUUAGUUCUGUCCGCUAUGGCAGUGUUUUCACUGUUUGUCUUGAGAAAACUGUUGUGAAGUAUGGUUUAGGUUUUUAAAUGUUUCGCUUGGAAGAAACUGUUUGGGGUUUUCUUCAGUAGCUUUCAUCUUUACUUUUGGACUUUUAUUUUUCAAAUGUAUAAAAACAACAAAAAACUUGUGUUGCUGCCUAUGAAUCUGGGGUGUCUCUAACACUAAACUUCAUGUGACCAGAUAAAUAUGGCUAGGAUGACUUACUCAAGAAUGAGACUUUUGACAUUUGAUAGUCUUUGAAGCGUGGAAUAUGUCAUGCAUGCUAUUUUCGUCAAGGCCAGCGAUCCAUCCAUCCUAUUUGUCUAUUGAGUUAUUAGAAUCUCUUAGGGUUCUUCCCCUUCUCCACUCAACACCUUAUCUAUCUUUAUAACUGAAAUAUCAACCCCCAGAUGUGUCCUGGUUCUUUCUGUCUACUUGUGAUGAUUGUAAAACAUUCCCAGAACACCGUCAUUAACUCUUUCGGUCAGAACCCAACCCAAGUCGAUUGAAUUUAUGUUUACAUGUUGUAUGGUUGCUGUAGUUUAAGGAGUAAGCUGUCCGCACUCACACUCUAGGUGCACUGUUCUUAGGGUCUCAGUCGUCACAUAACUCCGUAGAACACAAUUUUGCUUCUUUUUAAAACCAAUUUAUGCACUAUCCUCCUGAAAUUCGUAGUAAUAGCAAUAGGCAUCUCUUUGAAUACUCUUACUCUGCAGGUGUAUAGUCUUGCUUUGUUAUGUAAUUGUAAUGGCUUAGAGAGCAGUGUGUCGGUGGGAGGGAGGGUGUUACUGUCGAUACUCUUAUGCAAGAAUGCGUGAUAGUCACGUACUGUUUCUGUGGCUGUGACCAGGCUUGGUCUGCGUAUUACAAUGAAUUUAUGAGUGGACAUUGAUUGUUUCGUUGUGAUACGGCACAAUAUUUUGUUCGUGUUAGUUUGUAUAACCUCAGUGAAUUUGUUCAUGGGCGAUAUUUGCUGUUUACUUGUCAUUGCAACACGAUAUUUUGUUUGUGUUAGUGUGAACCUCAGGUGGUAUCACCAACCCCAAGUUUGUUUGACCAAGAUCUUUACGCAUGAUGCUGUCACAGAAUCACUCUCAUCUCUUUAAUUGCUCAUUUUAGGAGAAAAAAAAUUGUAUGUUCACUUUUUUGUCUGAGUUUCCUUGAGUCAAGUUUUUACAUAAUUAUUCAAGAUGUCACAGAUUUCACCUCAUUGUUCACAUUUCAAAAUCAUGAUGUAUGAGUUUUAAGCUGUGGAUGGCUGAGAGUGAGUGUCUGAGUGCGGAAUGACCCUGGGGUCUUGUUGUGAUUUCUGGCCGGUCAUGUACUUACUUCUAUUGCAUUUAAUUCGCAGAUACAAUAGAUAAGAUAAAGACUGGACCAAUUGCUUUUCGGUUAAAAUUCUCACUCCUUUUCUUGUUGUGUCAUAAUGCACAAAUUUGACCAUUGCAAAGACUAAUCAUGUAAAUUUUCUUUCCCCUCUUUAUAAUUGAUUCAUGUUAUUGGUGUUAGAAAAUCUCAAUAUUUUAUUAUUAUAUGGCGUGCCUGUGGUGUGGAGGACUUGUUUCGACAGUACUCGUCAAAUGUUGUUUUCACAUUCAAUUGUGAGAUGGUCAACAUAUACCACAAGGAGAAAAUGAUGUGAUUGUGACAUUGGUGUUGAUUUUAAAAGUUGAGGCUCAUGCUUCACCUUAUGCCCAAUCAAAUUCUUUUUCUUUUUAGUAGCAUGAUGUUUGAAUGAUGUCAAAUCACAGCAAUAAGUGUUCUUUCACCUAUUUUUCCCCUUCUUUUACCACCUGUUAGUUCAGAGACUGCCAUUUACUCAUUUACAGAUUUCUAUUGUAUAAUGUGCAUUCAUGGAAAAUAAUUGAUAUGUAAAUCAAGAUUCAAUUCUAUGUUCCCCAAAUCAAAUUAUUUUAGCCUUUUGGUUUUUAAAAAAUUGGUGCACAGAUACUUUAAAAACAUUAAUUUAUUUGGAAGAUCACAUACAUCUUCCCUUUUCUGUGAACAAGAUCUCUUCUCUGGAAAGGGAUUUUUAGUAUAGUUAUGAUUGUUUCAAUCAUUUACAAAGGUCAGAGUGUAGUUUUAGCCAGAGUGGCUCUUGCUGUCAUUACAGCAGUAAUAUCAGAAACUUUUUAGCUCUCUUGUUCAGUUCAUGCCCUCUGUCACUCUGACCAUUAGCUAGUGGCUUUUAUCAAUGGACAAGUCCCACCUCUGAUAUGACUUACUGCAUUUUGAUUGCAAAAGAAUUUACUUGAAUUGGCAAUGGCUCAAACUUUUUUUUUUUUUUUCAUUUCCACGCUGGAAAAACAAGUAUUUUGAAACUCGUAUUAAGAUUCAGUUUACAGUGCAUUUUGGAUUGAGUGAAAGAAAGCGCUUGUUAGGUUUUUAUAUAUAUGUAAUGUAUGUAAUACAAGUUACCAAAAUAAACAGGAUUUUAAGUUUUUAAUCAAAA
Molecule: messenger RNA, 2967 nt
Organism: Aplysia californica (California sea hare)
Lineage: Eukaryota; Metazoa; Mollusca; Gastropoda; Aplysiida; Aplysiidae
Exons: 3
Coding region: 123-542 (139 amino acids)
Biological process (GO): regulation of synaptic transmission, cholinergic; positive regulation of voltage-gated potassium channel activity; sleep
Source: RefSeq, a predicted model, not a curated record